Molecule: messenger RNA, 1848 nt
Organism: Aspergillus fumigatus Af293
Lineage: Eukaryota; Fungi; Ascomycota; Eurotiomycetes; Eurotiales; Aspergillaceae
Product: putative cell wall protein
Source: RefSeq, a predicted model, not a curated record
AUGCGUUCCAACAAGCUUUUCCUGCUCGCCAGUCUGGUGAGCUACGUCCUCGCUCUUCCCACCGACGUGGAGACCCGCCACCUGAAGCUGGGUGCAGACCUCGAUAUCGGUGAUCUCUCCAUUGGCGCGGGGAUUUCGAUCGAUGGCGGUCUCGAUUUGAGCGCGCUCAUCAACGCCAUCCUUGGUGGCCAUGCAAGCACCACGACCCUCCUUGCUGGUCUGAGUGCUCAGGCAGCCGCUGCCCUGCAGGGAGGCGUACUUGGUUGCAAGGCCGGUGCGAUUCAUGCCGCCGCCAGAGCUGAACUGGCCGCCUGGCUUCGUGCUGAGGCCGCCGCCUUCCUCGAUGCAUCCAUCAAGGCUUCCCUUCUCGAGUGGUGUGAAGGUGACGCCUCCGUCACCCUUUCCGCCGAUGUCUGCGCCGGACUGUCAGUGCUGAUCCCCACUUGCGCUGACAUCGCCGCCAAGGGCGACCUUUUUGUUACCAUUGAGGGUAUCUUCUCCUCCGCCGAGGUCGCCGCAAAUGUUGUCCUGAGCGCUUCCGCCCAGGCUUCUCUGUCCGCAUUCCUCUCGGCGUCUGUUGAGACUGCUCUCGAUGCCAAGGUUAGGGCUGGUCUCAGCCUUUGUGCUGGCGGCGGUGUCUUCGUCGACCUCGCCGCCGAUGUGCAGGCCGCCCUGAAAGCCUGGCUCGCCAGUUCCGAAUGCACCCUGUCCGCUUCUCUGAAGGUUGCCGUGUUGGCUUGGUUGGAGGGUAAGGUUGGUGCCGACGUCAUCGCCAUUGGGUCUCUGCCCAGCAAUGGUCUGGCAACGAUCUCUGCCGGUGCUUCCGUCGUCGCCCUGGUUGAGGAGACUGGCAUCCUCUCCGCCAGCGCUCAGGCUUCUCUCGCCGCCUUCCUCGAAGCCGGCAUUUCCGCCGGUCUCGACGCCCACGUUCAGGCCGCCCUCGAGGCCUGCGCCAAGGGCGGUGCCGCCGUUUCCCUUGAUGUUGAAGUUCGUACCGCUCUCGUCGCCUGGCUCACCAGCUCCAGCUGCUCGCUCGGCGCUGAGCUCAAGGCUAUUGUUCUCUUCUGGCUUUCGUUCGCUCUCGAGGCCGAUGUCUCCGUCAGCGUGUCCACAGGUCUCCUUGGCGAUCUUACCUCCUUCAUUACUGGCACUCUCGAGGCAACUCUCGGCUCUGUUUUCCGUGGCGUUAUUUCGAUCCUGAUCUCCGGCGAGAGCAUGGCCUCCCUGUCUCUUGACGCUCGUGCCCAGCUGGCUGCUAUUCUUGGUGGUGCCGCCGGCAUCGAAAUCGAUUCCAACAUUGAAAUUAUCCUCAUCGGAUGGCUCACCGGCUGUGGCCACCUCCCCAGCGGCUCCAGCUUCACCAAGGAUCGUAUUCCCACCCUUCCUUCAACUCCCACCGGCUCUGCCACCGGUGUUCCUUCUGUCUCUGUGCCCACUCCUUCCGGCAUCCCCAGCGGCUCCGUUCCCUCCGGCUCCGUCCCUAACGUGCCCGUCCCCGUCCCCAGCGGUGCUUCCCCCUCUGAUGCCGCCAACGUUCCUGCCCCCAGCGUCCCCAGCGGCUCCGUUCCUUCUGGUGCCUCCCCUAGCGGAGCAUCAAACGGCAAUGUUCCCCCCAUUGUUUCCGAGGCAGUCCCUGCUCCCUCCGGUGAUUCUCCUGCUGGCCCUGACGCCGCCGAGACGCCUUGCGAGACUUUGGUUUCUGAGACUGUUGUCCCCAUUGCUACCAAGACCGGGGCCGUUACUAACGGUGCUGCGACCAUCACCGCUGCCCCUACCGCGGUGCCUUCUAAGGGUCCCAAGGUGAUCACCGUCACCAAGACCGUCAUUGUUUCCGCCUGCGACUACUAG